GUCGCCGACGCACCUCAGCUCCCAACAUGGCCCUCAAGCUUGUCCUCCUGUUCGCCUUCGUGGCGGUCGCCCUCGCUGACACGACUCCCUACGGGCCGCCCCCUCCUCCUCCUCCUACCUAUAGCCCCCCCGCCCCAACCUACAGCGCCCCUGCACCUUCCUACAGUGCACCUCAGCCAGUGAGUCCCCCCAAGUAUGACUUCACCUGGAACGUCAAGGACGACUAUUCCGGCAACGACUACGGCCACCAGGAGGCCCGCGACGGCUACGACACCCAGGGAUCCUACUACGUGCAGCUGCCCGACGGCCGCCUGCAGCAGGUCACCUACACAGUCAACGGCGACUCAGGCUUCGUGGCCCAGGUCAACUACCAGGGCGAGGCCCAGUACCCAACACAGCAGGGCUACGGCUCCGCCCCGUCCUACCAGGCCCCCGCCCCGUCCUACCAGCAGCCCCGCCCGUCCUACGCGUAAUGCUCCACCCUCGUGACGGCCAAGUCUUUCUGUCUUUGUAAAUACUCCAUUACACCAGUCACUGUGCGUGCGUCAUUCCCACAAAGCAAUAAACGAAUGCGAUAAAA
Messenger RNA from Scylla paramamosain (green mud crab), 580 nucleotides. RefSeq names its product cuticle protein 8-like. Lineage: Eukaryota; Metazoa; Arthropoda; Malacostraca; Decapoda; Portunidae. The record is from RefSeq and is a predicted model, not a curated record. The transcript is spliced from 3 exons. Gene Ontology annotation, cellular component: extracellular matrix. The coding region runs from base 27 to 473 and encodes 148 amino acids.